Messenger RNA from Didymella exigua CBS 183.55, 2418 nucleotides. RefSeq lists its product as uncharacterized. The record is from RefSeq and is a predicted model, not a curated record. Gene Ontology annotation, biological process: DNA-templated transcription; regulation of DNA-templated transcription. The transcript is spliced from 4 exons. The coding region runs from base 1 to 2418 and encodes 805 amino acids. Gene Ontology annotation, molecular function: zinc ion binding; DNA binding; DNA-binding transcription factor activity, RNA polymerase II-specific. Lineage: Eukaryota; Fungi; Ascomycota; Dothideomycetes; Pleosporales; Didymellaceae.
AUGCCGAAGGAAGACUCGUUGCCGAUGCGGAAGAAGAUGCGAAAGGGCACGCAUAGUUGCUUCGAAUGCCGUCGCCGCAAGAUCCGAUGCAUCUUCCAGUCAGACAAUCCAGAUGUAUGCUCGGAAUGUUUCGCCAGGGGCAGUCGAUGCGUCGAUCAGGAGAACGCAAAUCCAGAUGUAAUCGUCGACCACAGGAAGAACCUUCGCGAAAGGGUCUCACGACUAGAGGCUCUUGUCGAUUCAUUGCUCGAGGACAAAACUGUCAAGUCGGAGAGCCCCAGCAACCAGAGUCAGGCAGAGACGGCGUCACCGAGGAACAUGUAUACCAAGGAUACCUUCCCGCCAACACCACUGUCAUCCGAGGCCUCAUCAAACGUCUUAAGAGACAGCCAGCGCGUGCCGUCUUCCAGUGGACGUCACCAUAUUCCUAUUCUCUCCGUCUUCGAAGAUGCACUCAAUGAUGCCGAAGAGAAAAUCAAAGCUCGCAUGGGCACCCAGCACAAACCCAUGCUUCCACUGCCAAAUGACGGAGUUCAUGAUCGAUACACGGUUGUCAACAAACACCCAGACGAUCUGCCGGAAGAGUCUCCCGCGGCAUCAGCAAAGAGGGAGAGAGUGAAGCAGGCUCUCAUUGCUAUGCUACCUGCAUACGACCAACUCACAAAUAUACUCACCAGCAACAGCGAGUGGUGGCAAACAUGGAGACGAAAGUGCAGCGGCACGUCCGGACCAGAACAGACGCUUGCACAGUUCGCAGCGCAAGCCAUAACAAAUAGUAACAUUGGUGCCAUUGGUACUGUCGUCUUGGCUGUUGGCAUCUGCUCUUCAGCGGAUAACAACGAUGUCGAGCGGUACACUGAGGCUGUCGACCGAUGGGUGCUUUCGGACGAUGAGUACGCUGCAAGCCUCGAGGGCAUGGAGUGUCUCAUCCUGAAGUCCAAGUGGUUCGCCGAUAUCGGUCAGCCACGAAGGUCGUGGGUCUGCUACCGCAAGGGGUUGAUGUAUGCUCAGCUCAUGGGUCUGCACCGCAAGCGCACGGCAUCUGUAGCCCACGAGAGUAUCUGGUGGGGACUCUACCAUGGCGAUCGAUUCCUGUCCCUUCUCCUCGGUCUGCCUUACGGGAUCAGCGAUUCACAUUGCGAUCUCACGAUGCCCAAUUUCGAUGGAGAGUUCAUACACCCGUUGGUCUUCAUCACCAACGUGUCCAAACUCGCAGGCCGCGUCAUCGAUCGCAACCAGGGCGUCGCCGAGCAGUCGUUUGCCUGGGCCUUGCAGCUCGACCAAGAACUCGAAGACCUCUGGAAGAGGCUCGACCCUAGCUGGGUGGACUACUCUGAGCUCCUCGCAACACCAGAGUCCAACGCGGCCGAGCUUCGCGAGCGCAUCAUGGCGCAGAUGAUCUACCACCAGAUCCGCGUAUACCUCCAUCUCCCGUUCAUGCUCAAGGCAGCCACAAACUCGCGGUUCACAUACUCGCGCACUGCCUGUCUCAACGGCUCGCGUGAAGUCCUGCGUCUCUACCAGGCGCUACGCACCGGCACCGUACAGCCGCUGUACGAAUGCAAAGCCGUCGACUUCGUCGGCUUCACGUCGGCGGUCCUCAUCCAGAUCGGGCUGUUCAACUUCGCCGCCGUCAACGCCAACGGCACGCAGGACGCGCACAAGCUGAGAGAAGUCGAAGCCGACAUGCGCCUCAUCGAGAUCAGCAUCGACAUCUUCCGGCGGGCAUCCAGCGAAAAGGGCGGCAAAGUCGCCCUGCAGUCGGCCGAGGUGCUCGAGAAAAUGCAAGGCAAGUUCAAGGGCGGCGUCGACGCGGGCACCGGGCCUUGCCAGGACGGCGGUGAAUGCCACGAUCUCGUCAUCCCCUACUUUGGCACGAUAACGAUCCGCCGCGGCGGCCAGACGCUGAGAGGCAUGCCACCACCUCCACCGUGCCUGUCGCCCACAGCAGCCGCGAGCAGCCGCAGCGCCGCAUCCGCGCCGGCGCCGCUGCUGUACACGCCGACGAGCGAGAAGAGCGGACUCGACGGCGCAACCGUCUUCUCGGGCGCCCCGACGCAGGCGCUGAACCUGACGCCGGCGAGCUCGCUCUCGGCGCCCACGCACGCGGCCUCGUUCGCGCUCGACCCCAGCCCGUUCGUCUCGUACGACGGGUUCUACAACUUCGGCGCCCUCGCUGACGAUGCGGCCGCGGGCGCGGCGGGGAAUCCGACGCUGGGCCUCAAGGACGAUAGCAUGAACAACUACCCGCUGCCGACGAACAACUUUAGCUGGCAGAACAUGCCCAUGGACAUCGAUCAGGACUGGAGCUGGUUUCUGAACGAUGGCCAGACGCAGGGUGGUGGUGUGGGGGCGCCGGUGCCGGCGCAGGCGGGGACUAUGGAUGCGUUUAGCACGGGGUUCACUGGGUUUGGGUGA